Messenger RNA from Pleuronectes platessa (European plaice), 2899 nucleotides. RefSeq names its product dynein, cytoplasmic 1, light intermediate chain 1 (gene dync1li1). Bases 75 to 1532 code for a protein of 485 amino acids. Gene Ontology annotation, cellular component: cytoplasmic dynein complex; centrosome. Gene Ontology annotation, biological process: microtubule cytoskeleton organization; microtubule-based movement. Lineage: Eukaryota; Metazoa; Chordata; Actinopteri; Pleuronectiformes; Pleuronectidae. The record is from RefSeq and is a predicted model, not a curated record. The transcript has 13 exons. Gene Ontology annotation, molecular function: dynein heavy chain binding.
CCAGGCUCGGCUAGGCUAGCACCACGGCUGCUACAUCCGGGCGCUCCGACUCGCUGUUUCAAAGCCCUGCGAAGAUGGCGACGUCAGGGAGGAGUGCGUUAUUAUCCUCCACCUCAGCCGGACCCAAGAGCUCACUGGAGAGCUCCAACCAGGAGGAGGAUGAAGGACAGGAUCUCUGGUCCACCAUCCUGAGUGAGGUGUCAACCCAUUCAAGAUCGAAGCUACCGUCUGGGAAAAAUGUCCUGGUCAUGGGUGAGGUGGGAUCGGGGAAGACCACCUUGGUUGCAAAACUACAGGGGGUUGAAGAAUUCAUGAAAGGGCGUGGCCUGGAAUACCUCUACUUCAGUGUCCAUGAUGAUGACAUCGAUGAUCAAACUAGGUGUAACGCCUGGGUGUUAGAUGGCGACCUUUACCACAAAGGUCUGCAGGGAGUGGCCGUUCCAGUGGACUCCAUCAGCAACACGUUGCUCCUGAUAACAGUCGACAUGUCACGGCCGUGGAACGCCCUCGACUCGCUCCAGAAGUGGGCUGCCGUCGCCAGGGAACACGUCGACAAACUCCGGGUCGCCCCCGAAACGCUGCGGGAGCUGGAGCAGAGACUUGUAAAACAGUUCCAGGAGUACACAGAGCCCGGCAGUGGGGAGGAUGGUACCCCGCAGAGGAGGAGUGAUGAGGAGGAGAGUGUGCUGCUGCCGUUAGGAGAAAACACACUCACACACAACCUGGGCAUUCCAGUGGUGGUGGUCUGCACCAAGUGUGACGCUAUCAGCACUUUGGAAAAGGAGCACGACUACAGGGAUGAACACUUGGACUUCAUCCAGUCCCACGUCAGGAGUUUUUGUCUGCAGUACGGUGCAUCUCUGGUUUACACGUCGGUGAAGGAGAUGAAGAACUUGGACAUCCUCUACAAAUAUCUGGUCCACAGACUCUACGGCUUUCCCUUCCACAGCCCUGCACAAGUGGUGGAAAGAGAUGCCGUCUUCAUUCCAUCAGGUUGGGACAAUGAGAAAAAGAUUGCCAUACUGCACGAGAACUUCCAGACACUAAAAUCAGAAGACAGCUUUGAGGAAGUAGUAGUCAAACCACCAGUCAGAAAGAUUGUCCACGAAAAGGAAAUCCAAGCAGAAGACGACCAAGUAUUCCUGGUAAAACUGCAGUCGCUGCUCGCCAAACAGCCGGCGCCGACUGCAGGGCGUCCUGUGGAUACCACGAGCAGAGCACCCACCGGUUCUCCCAGGACGAGUAAUCGCUCGGCAGCGGCCAACGUAGCGAACACCAUGCCACAGUCAGGUCAGACCAGUGAGGGUGUGUUGGCCAACUUCUUUAACAGUCUACUGACAAAGAAGGCAGGGACAGGGGGUCCCGGGACGCCGGGUGGUGGCAACAACACUCCAGGAACCGUACGCAAGUCAGGUUCCAAGCUGGGCCUGAGCGACGUACAGGCGGAACUCGACCGCAUAUCCAGCCGGGAGACAGACUCAGACUUACCCAAUGCCAACGACACCCCUGCCACCGACGGCCAGGACACAUGAAGACCAACACGUUUCACCCUGCUCUCCUCCUCCUCCUCCCCCUCAGUCACCCUUCACCUCCCGUGUCUUUCCUCCCUCCAGCCUCGGCACCGUCUCCAUUACAAAGUUGUGGAGGAGAAGAAGGGAAGCAGGGGAUUCGGAGGGAUGGGCACAUCGGGUUUUUUCUCCCCCAUCCUCUUUUACUUUCUCCUCAAGAUGAAGACCUCACCCUCUCUUCUGCCUGCAUCUUCCUAUGCACCUCAUUCUCCUUCCCCUUCCUAUAUCUCUUCUCUUCUCUUCUCUUCUCUUCUCUUCUCUUCUCUUCUCUUCUCUUCUCUUCUCUUCUCUUCCUGGCUGUUAAACUGAGGGCGAGUAUUUGUUACUUUUACGACUGUCUGUUACAUGAGAGUGACUGGCCAUGGGGGACCAAUGGGAUGGUGGUGUGGAGUUUGGGAUAGGAAGAAGUAAGCGGGCGGGCUGAGCAAGAUUGAUUGCAAGAAUGAAAGCGAUUUAUCCAUCCAUUUAUUGUGAUGGUACAGUUAGUGUUUUUACUGUAGGAACUGCUGAAGAGCGCAUGUUGAAGAAACUGCACUUAGGUACUAUAGGGAUGAUUGUGUGGUUGUGUGUAUCGUGUGUGUGGGACAGUCACGCUUGGCCAGAGGAAGAGAUUGAGAACUAAAAAAUAUGCCUGUAACAAAAUUGCAAACAGUCUUUUUUGUUUUUUAGAUGAAGGGACAAACAUACCAGUAUUUGUGUGCGUGUGCUUGCGUGAGUGAAUGAGAGAGAAUGAAUGAAGCGUAUUAAGAAAGUUAAGUCAAUGAAACCUAGACCUGUAUUGUUUGGCUGUUUGCAUUUCAACAAAGAGGCAAAAAAAAAAAAACUUCAUGACUAUGCUCUUACACUACAGCCUCUUAAAAACUGUGCACACUCUAUUAUUACUGCAGCCAUGUCUGUUGGACUACACAAACCAAACCUGACAAAUAAAAUAUACCACAAAAUCAAAGUUCACCCUGGAGCACUCGUCCUGUGUAGACGGCACCAAAGGUCCAUCAUGGCACCCAGUUCUACGAUUGAUCAAACUUCCCCCUCGUGGUAAAUGUACUGCUCAAACCUGUAGAUAACAGACGGUGCACUGAAUAGAUUAGUGGGUGGGUGGGUAGCUGAGCUUUAUUUGUACAGAAAGAAGCACUAGUGAUUCAGUUCCAUAGUAACUGGGGGCAGGUUUGUGGGUGGGCAAAAGGGGGUCAGAACACGGGAGGGUCACAUUAAGAAUGUACAGUCAUUGUCUCGCUGAUUGGUCCUGUUAUUUCAGAGCUUUGUGUUGGCGUUUGUAUAAUCAGAUCUGUUAACCAGUCAAAUAAAAAGGUGUAUUUAUUCGGAUUCAUCCA